This is a messenger RNA of Cydia amplana, 1443 nucleotides long. RefSeq lists its product as uncharacterized. The record is from RefSeq and is a predicted model, not a curated record. NCBI's taxonomy places the organism in Eukaryota, Metazoa, Arthropoda, Insecta, Lepidoptera, Tortricidae. The transcript has 2 exons. The coding region runs from base 1 to 1443 and encodes 480 amino acids.
AUGGAUGCAGCGAGUGUGAAGGCGGAACCCCCGAAUGAGGGUUCACACGAGAUCGAAAUCGAAGACGAGAUCGCGCCGAAGCCCGCAGAACCGCAAAACGGCGAAGGCGAUGAUGGUUCGGACUUCUCAGACUUAUUCGAUUCAAAAACUGACUCCGAACCAGAGUGGGACAGUGAAUCGGAGUCUGAUGACGAAGAACCCUUGUCUCCUGUGGCCUUAACAGCUUCGUCAGAACACUGGAGCGACGACGCGCGAACCGCCGACGUGUGUGCGUUCCAAUUGCAACCCGGACUGAAAGAAAUCACAAAAUCCCCAGUAGAUUUUCUAAACUUGAUGUUCCAAAAACCAUUGUUUGAAAGUCUAGUAAAAAAUAUUAACCAGCACGGAACAAAAUUUCUGAACGAAAACCGCAUACAACAAUGGAAUGAUGUGACAAUAAAAGAGUUCCGCGUCUUUUUAGGAUUGUUACUGAACGUCGGAACUAUAAACACGAACGUAGCGGCAGACUUUUGGAAACAAGAUCGAGGCAUUUACCUUCCUAAAAAUUAUAUGACUGAAAAGAGAUUUACGAUGAUACUUAAAUGUCUCAAUUUCGCGGAAGAGAUCCCUGAGAAAAACAGAAUGUCCAAAGUGUCUUUAAUAGUCAAUUACUUUAACGAUGUGAUGAAAAAGGUGGUUACACCUGAAAAGAUACUGUGCAUAGAUGAAUCGAUGGGCUCGUUUUAUGAAAAUUUAUAUUUACUGACAGAUCAACAUGGCUUUGUGCAUAAAUUAUUAGUUUACAAAGGCAUAGAUCAGGAUGAGUUAGAAGAAAUGACGAAACGUGAGCGUGAUGAGCUUAUCCAUACCCGCGCUAAUGAUGCGGUGAAAAAGUUGCUCGGAGACAAACUUGAUGCCGGUCAUUCCGUGUACAUGGACAGUGAUUACAACUCUUUAGAACUCGCAAAGUUCUUAGUAGCUCGAAACACGCAUGUAACUGGAACUUUGAAACGCAAGAGAGAAGGAAACCCACCAGAAAUCAUCGAGAAAGAGUUGAACGUAGGCGACAAAAUUACUAAAUACAACGCGGAUGGUAUCAGUGUUAUGAUAUGGAAAGAGAGUGUAGGUCACCAUUUUGUAAUUAUAUCUUCAGAGCACGGCAGCGAAUGGCGGGAACACGUCAACAAAUAUAAGCAAUCUGUUAAAAAGCCAGCAUGUGUUUGGGAAUUCAAGAAAUACAGGGAUGGCGUAAGGACACAUGACGAAAUGAUGUCAGACUAUUAUUAUAUGCCUGAGAAACAGGCAUGGCACAAGAGAGUGGGGAUCCAUAUCUUACAGAUGUUGCUUCUGAAUGCGUACAAUUUGUACAAAAGGUACGGAGAGAAGCCUCCGGUUAAAAGGUUACUGAAGUUCCGGCAGGUUGUGAUUGGUCAUCUUCUUGCAGGUGGUGGUGAUUCAGUUUAA